AUGGGUUAUGGUAGAAGUGAUCGUUACGGAGACCGAGGCGGAUACGGAUACGUUGAGCCAAUGGGAAAACCAAAUGCGCCAAUCACCAACUUCGAGAAGAACUUCCUUCGUACGAACUCAGAGAUGAGUCCGGAAGACGUUGAGAAGUUCAGAACAGCAAACGAAAUGAAAAUAACUGGAAACAACAUCCCAGCGCCAUCUGCGUCGUUUCGAGACUGUGGGUUCGAUCGCGACGUGGUUGAUUAUUUUGAGAACCAGAAGCGGUAUGAGAAGCCAACAAGCAUUCAGGCCCAGGGGUGGCCAAUGGCACUUUCUGGGCGAGACAUGAUUGGAAUAGCGGCCACUGGGUCAGGAAAGACCCUCUCGUUCCUGCUUCCUGCGUUUACGCAUGCAGCAGCUCAGCCAGCCCUGAGACCAAAUGACGGUCCCAUUGCGGUGGUGCUGGCACCAACGAGGGAGCUGGCUACGCAAAUUGAGACGGUGGCGAACGAGCUGUGCCGCCUCGGAUGCUUCAGAAACAUCCGAUCGCACUGCGUCUACGGCGGUGCCUCUGCCGGCCCGCAAAAGAAGGCACUUAGGGAAGGAGUUGAAAUUCUUGUUGCUACACCUGGAAGACUCAUCGACCUCCACAAACAGGGAUUCUGCCCAUUGGGUCGAACCACCUUCCUUGUUCUUGACGAGGCAGACAGAAUGCUUGAUAUGGGAUUUGAGCCACAGCUGAAUGAGAUAGUUCCACAAACUAAUCCAGGAAGACAGACACUGAUGUGGUCAGCAACGUGGCCAAAGGAGGUGAAGGAGCUUGCGUAUCGAUACACGAGCAGGGACGCCAUUCAGGUCGUGAUAGGAAGCGAGGAGCUGGAGGUGAACAAGAAGAUCGUGCAGAACGUGGAGGUGGUUUCAGUCCACGACAAAAUGAAGAAGCUGCUCUACAUUUUGCAGGAUUAUAGGGCAGAAAGAGUGCUCAUAUUCUGCAACAGGAAGAUGACGUGUGACAGGCUCGAAAGGGAGCUCAGAAGAGAGCGAUUUGGGGCCACUGCCUUGCACGGUGACAAAUCACAGGGCGCCAGGGAUGCGAUAUUCGACAACUUCAAGCGAGGACGCGAUCCAGUUCUCAUUGCAACUGACGUGGCUGCAAGGGGACUGGACGUGAAGGAGAUCAGGAUGGUCGUGAACUACGAUUUGCCCCACAACUUGGAGGACUACGUUCAUAGGGUGGGACGUACUGCUCGUGGAUCAGAGGAGAAGGGAUACGCGUACACGAUGUUCAGCCCAGAAGAGGACAGUACGCUGGCUCGUAAAUUCAUCGAAAUUCUGAAGAAGAGCAACGUGGAGAUACCGAGGGAGAUGGAGGAGAUUGCACAGAGAAGCGGUGGAAGCAGCAGGUCACGAUACGACCGAUACAGCCGUGGCAGAGGUGGAUACUCUUCUGGCAGAACCAAUUCACGAGAUUACUACUGA
Enterospora canceri is the source of this 1458-nucleotide messenger RNA. The record is from the annotation of a GenBank genome assembly. Lineage: Eukaryota; Fungi; Microsporidia; Enterocytozoonidae.